GAGGGGGGGGGAAGAGGGAGGAGGGCCGAGCGCCGCCGCUGCCGGGGCACCGAGCGGCUCCCCCAGCCCGUCCGCCGGGGCCCGCUCAGCCGCCGGUAACACCUCCGCGGCCCCCUCCUUUUAGAGGGGAGCGGGGCCGGGUGAAGGCCGUUGAGCGGCCCUACAACCACCACAAUCACCACCAUGUCCGGGCGCGGCCACAACAAGCUGCCGACCACCGAGCGCAUCGUCAAGGCUGUCCCGUUUCCUCCCACGCAGCGGCUCACUCUGAAGGAGGUGUUUGAGGAUGGGAAGCCUAGGCUUGACGUCUUGAAGAGCCACUUGGUAAAGGAAGGCCGCCUAGAAGAGGAUGCGGCGCUGAAGAUCAUCAACGAUGGGGCUGCCAUCCUUAGGCACGAGAAGACAAUGAUUGAAGUGGAGGCUCCGAUCACAGUGUGCGGUGACAUUCAUGGGCAGUUUUUUGACCUGAUGAAGUUGUUUGAAGUUGGAGGAUCACCCAAUAACACCCGCUACCUCUUCCUGGGAGACUACGUGGACAGAGGCUACUUCAGUAUAGAGUGCGUGCUGUAUUUAUGGAGUUUAAAGAUAAACCAUCCCAAAACAUUGUUCCUCCUUCGAGGGAACCAUGAGUGCAGGCACCUCACAGAGUACUUCACCUUUAAGCAGGAAUGUCGAAUCAAGUAUUCGGAGCGAGUGUAUGAUGCGUGUAUGGAUACAUUUGACUGUCUUCCUCUUGCUGCCCUCUUAAACCAGCAAUUUCUGUGUGUUCAUGGAGGACUGUCUCCAGAAAUCACGUGUCUAGAUGACAUUAGGAAAUUAGACAGGUUUAAGGAGCCUCCGGCCUUUGGUCCGAUGUGUGACCUGCUCUGGUCCGAUCCAUCAGAGGAUUACGGCAAUGAGAAAACGCUGGAGCAUUUCGCCCACAACACUGUUCGAGGCUGCUCCUAUUUCUACAGUUAUCCUGCAGUUUGUGAAUUUUUGCAGAACAAUAGUUUGUUAUCUGUAAUCCGAGCUCACGAAGCCCAGGACGCUGGGUACCGAAUGUACAGGAAGAGCCAGACAACAGGCUUUCCGUCGUUAAUCACAAUCUUCUCUGCACCAAAUUACUUAGAUGUCUAUAACAAUAAGGCUGCUGUACUCAAAUACGAAAACAAUGUCAUGAACAUCAGGCAGUUCAACUGUUCCCCUCAUCCGUACUGGCUUCCAAACUUCAUGGAUGUCUUCACAUGGUCUUUGCCUUUUGUAGGGGAAAAGGUCACAGAAAUGCUCGUUAACAUCCUCAACAUAUGCUCCGAUGAUGAGUUGAUUUCAGAUGGCGAUGAGACAUUGGAAGAUCACUACAUUUCAAGCUAUCAGAAAGGUGGGACAACAGUCCGUAAAGAGAUCAUCAGGAAUAAGAUUAGAGCCAUUGGGAAGAUGGCACGUGUCUUCUCGGUUCUUCGAGAGGAGAGCGAGAGCGUGCUGACUCUCAAAGGCCUGACUCCCACAGGUACACUGCCCCUGGGAGUGCUCUCAGGGGGGAGGCAGACCCUACAGACUGCCACAGUAGAAGCGGUAGAGGCACGGGAAGCCAUUCGUGGAUUUUCACCGCAGCACAAGAUCCGCAGCUUCGAAGAAGCCAGAGGUCUGGAUCGCAUUAACGAACGCAUGCCGCCGCGCAAAGAUUCAAUGCACUCAGACGGGCCGGUGAACUUGGUAACCUCAACAAACUCUGCGGACAAGAAUGGCACAGGGAAGAAAGCCCAGUAACGGUCCGAGCGCCCAAUCUGCACCACUAAAGGAUCCAAAACUUAAUGAAUUUUAUUUAUUUAUUAUUGGGGUGGGGUGGGGGCAGGGGAAAAACCAACUUCACCUGGAGGCACGUUCAUAAUCCAGUUUGCAUCCAUUCUGUAAGAAAGGUGACCAUUUUGUAAUUUUUUUAUUUAUGUUCAAUAUAUAAAAAGUCCAUCUUUUUUUAAUUUAGAAACCAAUCUAACUGCUAGUGCAUAUAUGAAGUGUUGUGCUGUACAGCUGACCUCUCCUCCACGAGAGGCAAACCUCUGUGGGGGGAUUAAAAGAAACAAAAACAGUCCCAGGCAACUUGGGUCGUUGACUUUUGGUACAAUUCGAAGUUAGCCUGUGCUUUCAAAAGCAGGUCCUUCCGUUGAAAAAUAGGGUUGGUUUGGUUUUUCUUUUCACAACUCUCUUCUUCCCAGAGUUUGCUGUUCGUUUUUCUUCAACUUCUUGCCUACCUGCAUCUGCUGCUUUGGUAACCGAAUCUGCGGAAGGCACGUUGCGUGGGGCAGCUGGCUGGGAUCUGUCCCUUCUCCAAGGUGACAUCCAAAUACUCACGAUUAGCUCUAAAGCACUCCAGUGUGUUAUACCAAUCACGGCGCCUUUUCCUUCAGUAAUUCAGUUUUUAUUCCAGUGAAGCCCCAAGCAAAAAUAAAAAAAGUAACCUCUUAAUGAGAACGGGAAGGCAGGCGGGAGAAGCGCUGCCCCUUGUUGCAGCUCUUCCCGAAGCUUUGGCCGUGGGGACUCGGUGCGGCCAGCUCUGCGCCAGACUCUGUCAGCUGGGGCUGUCCAUGUGGCAGAAAUCCCUCUGGGAUUCCCUCUGAUUCAGAGCAGGAGUUAUCUCCGGACUCUAGUGAUCAGCAGGUCUUUGGGAAAUCUGCACAGCCUGAAUUUGAACGGAAAAAGGGGGUGAUUUAUAACCCGUGGACAGAAAGACCUCCCCCUGCUUCCACCCUCACACACCGCAGAGCCCGCGGCACGUUCUCCUGCGCCCAGCUCUCGAAUCAGCCCUUGCUGAUCGGUGUUUGAGUGGUGGGCGCACGAGGUGGUCUCCCCUAAGCCAGCAUCGCCUCCCAGUCAUCCAGCAUGCGUCUUUUAUGGGCGGGGGGGGGCGUCUUUCACCUACUCAGGCUUACCCUGCUGCUGGUUACCUUGUUAGCCAGCGGCUAUUCCUCCGACUCCAAAGGAGCCACGGGCACAUCAGCCUUUCCUGGCAGCUGGAGAGGGGUUUGCUGGCUUGUGAUAAAGAUUUGGGGAAGGGUGGGUGAGGGUGCUGCUCGUUUUUUUUGGUAGGGAUGCGGCUCGUGGGCUGGCGGCCAGCGGCGAGGCGGCUUUGCUAAAAAGCCCCUGGUCUGGGAGGCGCGUCCCUCCCUCGGCUGCCAGGGAGGGAGGAUGGUUUUACCGUAGGUUGGCAGGUAGAAAAACCGAGUGGAUCUAGCAGAAAUUUGUGGAAGGGUGUUUGUGCAGAGCUGGAGAGAGAGGGGGAUUUCCCGGUGAAAGGAGGGUUUCCAGAGGACUCCCUCUUUGCAGUGCCAAGGGGUUUUGAAGCUUGGAUCUGUUAAGCAGAGACUUGCUCUUUCACUUAAACUUUGACCCGAAGUGAGUGUUGAGAAAGGGGUUUUGUGAGAUUCCCGUUUUCGGUCGCUCCCCUUCCCCGCGUGUCAUUUGAGCCGCGUCCUCUUCUGCCUGCGAUUGCACAGAGUCAAAGCAGCAGCUUCCGGAAGCAAAUCCCUUGCCAGCUUUCACUUCUUUUUCCAACUUAACUGUCUAUUAUGCUUUUUCCAAGCAAGGGCAGCAGGUGAGCGGGCUUAGCCUCUAAUAAGGGAUAUUUGCCAACCCCUUCUCUGGAUCUUGCUGUCUUUCCUUUGUGCUCCAGCCCUAAGCUGCGAUUCCAGCGACAGAGGGAAACAGCAACUUUGCAGGAAGCUUUCAAAUUGUCUUAUAAUCAUACGUCACUUAAUUUCAUGCCAGCUAUUUAGGAAACAGUAUCUGUGAGCAGACCACUGGGUUUUCACAAGAGACUUUUGAGUCGCAUGCCUCCACUUUUCCUUUUUUUUUUUCCCUUUAUUUUUUACACGCCCACUGCUUUGCAAAAAAAGCGCGAGAUGUUUUGAGCAAGCUUCUCUAACCCCAUAUGAGGCGUGGGGCCAGUUGCCUUUGUCUGUGAGUAUUUCUUCUGUUUUUUAACGGCAUCCUUUCUGAAACACAGUGAGCCGAUGUGUGGUAUCUUCCUCUGAGAGCGCAAACCGUGCAAAGGUGCUGCCCGUGCAUGUUCGGGCGUGUUGUUCUGACCCAGGCUGGGAUCUCACCCAAGCAGCAGUUUUAGUCGGGAGCUUUGGCAUGGGUGCUGCGGGGGGAUGCUCGUGACCCCGAGCCCGGCAGCCCGUGUGUGGGGGCUCAGCGGGGACCGUCCCUUUGCAGAGGGGGAUUCGCUUUGCUCGCGGUUUGUGUCGUCCCUCCCCCCCCCCCCCCAUCUUCUCAUGCUCUGGCUUCGCCAGCUCCCCCACCCACCCACCCACCCAAAACCCGUUUGGCCCUUGUGCUUCAUGGUUUGCCGCCCUCGCAAAGCACGGCGGGGGGGUGCUGAUGGUGUUGCGAGGAGCUGUGACCCCCCCGCACACACCAGUCCCAUCCCUGGAGCUGGGUGUUGCUGACAAGGUCCCCGUGGCUGGUGGGGGCCGCAGCUCCGCAGCAUCCCGGCCCAGGCGGGGCUGGUGCCCGUCGGGGAAGGCGGUUAAUGGCUGGAUGUUGGUCCCCUCCCCGGCGGGGAGCCCUGCCAGGAGCCGUAUGGCACGUAUGGAUGCCAUACUGCCAGGCUCCCGUUGCUCUAGCAACGCUGGUGCUGGUCCCCCGUUCUGCGACAGGAGUUCCCGAGGGGCUGAGGAGCAGCAAUGGGGCGCGUGGGUGCUAAUUACCCCCUCGAUUGAUGAACGCUCGCCCGUGUAACCCUCUCGGCGCUGGCAGCCCCCGGCCGGCAGCAGGAGCUGCGGGGAAGGCAGAGCUUUCCCCUGCCCCAGCGCCGAGCCGCGACACCCCGUCCCCUCUUCACCAGUUCUUGGGGAAAGAGGGCGAUGAGGACCUCGGAGCAGAGGCCGGCAGCCGCCAGCAAGGUCCCUCGCUCAUCCCUGCCCCAUCCCCACCACAGCAAAACAAAAAAUGGCAGAAAUCCGCAGGUUUUCCCCACCGCCACCCUCUUCCUCCUCCUUUCCCGCCCUCCCCUGCAAAGCCAGCGCCUCGGAGCUAUGCACGUCUCAAGAACCCUCAUCUCAGAGCUCCCGCCUGUCCCUUUCCCUCCCCGGCUGCCACCUGGAGCUUGGCAAACGGGGCUCCGGGAACGCGAGCCAAGGAGCACGACUGGCCCCGGGGAAAGCCCAGCCGCCUCCUCCGCGGGCUGGCCUCGCAGCCUGGGUUUUUUUGGUUUUUAUUUUGCAUGUUAGAGCAAGGUGCAUGUACCAAGGAGGGGAGUCAGCAAUGGGUCGGGUGGUGGGUUGAGUUCAAGCUUUUUUUUUUUUUUUAAUAUUAUUUUUAUUAUUUUUUUUGCGUUGGGAGAACCUCUUGCUGCCCGUGCCGGCGCUCGGGCACGGAUCCGACUUAGCGAGGCGCGGUGGCAGGGACGCGUGGAGGCCGACCGGCCUCUGCCAGAGAGGACCUGAAGCCCCACGGGAUACGUGCUGGGUGCAGUGAUGGUGAUUUUAGGGUUCUCGAUGCUGAAGGAUCAUACGCCCGUUGCCUGGAGACUGCCUCCUUUUUUAUUUUUUUUCCUGCUUUUUUUUUUUUUUAGUUAUGUUUAAAGGAGAAAAAUGGUGAAAAUGUUAUUUAUUGGCAGAAAUUAUUUAAUAUAAUUUCUUUUUUUUUUUGUGAAAAAGGAAUGAAUUUGUUAGAACUGUCUUUAAUGUAAAUUGGAAGUCAUCUUUAAGGAGAAAAAAAAAAAAGUUAAAAAUUGACACAGUCA
This is a messenger RNA of Phalacrocorax carbo (great cormorant), 5725 nucleotides long. The record is from RefSeq and is a predicted model, not a curated record. NCBI's taxonomy places the organism in Eukaryota, Metazoa, Chordata, Aves, Suliformes, Phalacrocoracidae.